GGAAGAAUGAGUGCCCCAACAGCAGAGGAGAGGAAAGCCUGUUGGGGAGCGAGGGAUAGAUACUGGCAGUGUCUCGAUGAGAGUGACAAGGAUUCUUCAGAAUGUCAGAAGUUAAGAGCAGUAUUUGAAGGCAGCUGCCCACAGCAAUGGAUCAAGUACUUUGACAAAAGAAGGGACUAUUUGAAAUACAAGGAGAAACUGCAAAGUGGAGGAUUUCAGCAACAGGAGAAUGUUACCAAACUGUAACCAUCUGCAGAAGAGGAGAGCAGGGACAGUCAGCUGUGGAGACAACGUCCCACUGUGAAGGACUCUCCACAGAAGCUGAAAUCAUUGAUAUGAAAUUGCAGGUGGUUCCUGAGGAGAACUAUGGUUGAGAGAUCAGCUACUGUUAAUGGUGACGGUGAUUCCCAAAAAUAAAAGUUACACCCAGUUUCAACAGUAGCCACACUUUGGAGAAGAGCAGUUACAGCUGUGGCGCAUAACCGUCGCUUGGGACUUAAGAUUUUCUCUCUUUAGAGUUUGUAAUGUAGUCACAAAUAUGGUUUGUAAUGAAUGUAUUGACUAUUUCACUACAAAUGGUAAGCGAAAGAUGCCCAAGGAGAAUGCUUUUGCACUGUUUCUUGGUGGAACAACACAGUGGCCAUUAUAAUGCUGUCACGUUGGCAUUAUCAGUUAUUGCCAGUCCAUUCAGCACUUUGGUCACAGUUUAGUUUAGUCAAGAUUGCACUGAGGAAAUUAUAUCUGACCCAGUUAAAUGAUCACUUCAGAUUUUGUCAUCUGCCCGUGCUCGAGCUGUGACCAGCUGGCUAUUAACUUGUUUCAAAAUGUGCUGUCCGAAUAUGAACCAGGUUUGGAAGAACACAGUUGAGAAUUAUGUGGGUAGAUAGUCAUGGUACAUCGAGCAUGUUGAGAAAGUUGGGCUUAAGGGCGUGCUGUUGACCCUGAUUACACUUUAAUGGAAAAUCAGAGAUCACUUAAUAAAUUAUUUUAAAAAUCAUACUGUCCAUUUAUAAAAUUAAAUUAUUUUUGUAAGACAGAAUUUUCUAGCAAAGGAUAGCAUGAUAUCAGAAAGUUGGCUGGUCCCAGGGUGGUCUCUCCAAACCUGAAUGCAGCACAGGGUAAAUGCUUCCCCCUGCUGGUGUACCAAUAUAUCAACCGGAUUCCCAUUAACUGCAAAUUGGACCCUAUUCAUCAUUUAAAUUAUUUAAAUGUACGUUACUGAAAUUUAAAAAAAAAGUUUAUCCUUUAACAAGUGCACAUUACUCUAAUAGGAAUCAUUUUUUAAAAAAUGUUUUUUGAGAAAUUUUGACUUCACAACUUGUCUCUUCAAAUAACCUUCAUUUAAGGUUUACAUGUGGCAGAAAAUAUUCAGCCAGCUUACCAGUUUGGAGAAAUAUUUAAAUGAUAAAAUUAAACAUAUAAGAAAAGUUAAUUAAAACAUGUUUUUGAGUCAAGAGCAUGUGUCAGCCAGCACUUUUAAAUGUCGCGUGAUUUUUAAACAGCUCCUCUCACUACCGUCACCAGUGACAGACUUGGCUCUUUCAAGUACAAACUAGCUGUGGAAGAAUAAAUCUGCUGGAUGUCUUCUUUCAUAGCUCAAGUGGGUGUUGUGCAAGAAAUGCAUAUAUACACACUCAUAUGGCUUAUCAAAAUCCUGCUGGCGAUACGGACUGUCCUAUCGUGGCCCCCAAAAAGUUACUGCUUUGAAACUGCUGCUGCCUGUAAAGAUCAUUUGGAAGAUAUGCAGGUACACCUUUUUAAUCAGUUCCAAUUUCUUAUGGAGUUAUAACAAUUUUACCAUUUCACUAGAAAUAGCACCUAGAGUAAAUUUUUGCUAUAUGUCACCGAUGCAACAUGACCAGAGGGAUUCUCCCAAUCUCCUCCCCCUCCUCACUCUGGGAUUGGCUGCAAUACAUGCCUUUCUCUGUGAUUUCCUGCAUUGUUUCCAUUUCUGUUUCUAUUUCAUGACUUUAAUUAAUGUAUUGGCAACAUCACCCCCAUCCUGCCCUAUUUAAUAGUUGUUGAAUAACGAAACUUGAAGUUAAUUAAUUUACUGGACUUCUUUAAAAAGAUCGAGACCGCUGAAUGUGGUCUGUUCCCAUUUAAUCCUUGGUGUGUAUUCAUAGAAAAUCAUAACUUGUAUCUUUCUGUGAUCAUGGUGGAGGUAUUUUGUGAGAUAAAUUCUAUGGUUUGUUCUCCGUA
This is a messenger RNA of Rhincodon typus (whale shark), 2202 nucleotides long. RefSeq names its product cytochrome c oxidase assembly factor 6 homolog. The transcript has 2 exons. Gene Ontology annotation, cellular component: respiratory chain complex IV; mitochondrion. Bases 7 to 246 code for a protein of 79 amino acids. Gene Ontology annotation, biological process: respiratory chain complex IV assembly. Lineage: Eukaryota; Metazoa; Chordata; Chondrichthyes; Orectolobiformes; Rhincodontidae. The record is from RefSeq and is a predicted model, not a curated record.